Loa loa (African eye worm) is the source of this 2282-nucleotide messenger RNA. Its product is annotated as AGC/PDK1 protein kinase. The record is from RefSeq and is a predicted model, not a curated record. Gene Ontology annotation, molecular function: protein serine/threonine kinase activity; ATP binding. The transcript has 13 exons. Lineage: Eukaryota; Metazoa; Nematoda; Chromadorea; Rhabditida; Onchocercidae. Gene Ontology annotation, biological process: intracellular signal transduction; peptidyl-serine phosphorylation. The coding region runs from base 61 to 1791 and encodes 576 amino acids.
UUUCAGAAUGAAGUCAGCAUGGGAAGUGCAAAGAGGAAAUAACGAGCCUGAUGAUUUCUGAUGGCCAUUGUAUAUCCUUGUAAUCUGAUGGUGGUCGCUACACACAAUUAUUUGCCAAUCGUAUCCGAAGUUGACGAUGAUUCUCCAUCCAGCAAUGUGACAACAAAUAUAUUUGUUCAUUUUGCUGAUGAAGACGAUAAAGCAAUGUGCAGCAAAGAUUUGCCUAUGGGCAGACAGAUCAAAAAAUCUUCGAUUUCGCAGAUGGUAAUGGUACAAAUGUUAAAAAAUGGUAUGCAACCAGUGCAGAAGAGUGCCGCUGAUUUCUUUUUUUUGCAAAUACUGGGCGAGGGUUGCUUUUCUACGGUGUAUCGUGCUCGUGAAGUAUCCAGUGGAAAGGAAUUUGCUCUGAAAGUGCUCAACAAAGAUUUAAUUCGACGACAUGAUAAAGUAGUAUCGGUUAUGCGUGAGAAAGACAUAAUGACUUCGUUGACUUAUUUGCACGGUGGACAUCCAUAUUUUGUGUCCUUGUAUUGUACUUUCCAAGAUCACACUCGUCUUUACUUUGCUAUGACUUAUGCAAAAAAUGGUGAUUUAUUGGCAUAUUUGCAUCGCCUUGGUUCCUUUGAUGGAAGCGUGACCUUAUUUUAUUCGGCUGAACUUGUUUGCGCAAUCGACGUCCUCCAUAAAUGUGGCAUCAUUCACAGGGAUUUGAAACCAGAAAAUAUUUUGCUUGGAGAAAAUUGGCACAUAAUGUUAUCUGAUUUCGGCACAGCUAAAUUUAUUGAUUCAGAAAAAGAUGAAACAGAUACGAAAAGUGCUCUUCAGGAAGAACACCACCGUAAUCGAUCAACAUUCGUUGGUACUGCCCAGUAUGUUUCACCAGAAGUACUGGUGGAUGGAGAAGUUGGCCCAUCAUGUGAUUACUGGGCUUUGGGUGCAAUAAUUUUUCAAAUGGUUUCUGGACUGCCACCCUUUCGAGCUAUUAAUGAUUACCAUACUUUCCAAAAAAUUCAGAAGCUGGACUACAGUUUUCCUGAUGGUUUCCCUGACCUUUCCAAAGAUCUCGUUCGAAAAUUUUUGGUAUUCGAUCCUAGUAAACGUCUUGGUUCUGAAGAAACAGGCGGCAGUGAGGCUGUUCGUUCGCAUCCAUAUUUUGCCACAGUGGACUGGGAUAAUUUGAUCACAAAAACGCCACCGCCUUUUAAGCCUUACUUACCCGCCAGUUGUGGAGAACCAGCCUUUCAUAGCGAUUACCAUUUUCCAGAUGAUAUAGAACCCGGUCUUGAUGAUGCAGCAGUAACCCGCUUGCUAGGACUUUCUCUAAAAGAUUUCUGUUCUUCGAGCCAAAAUAAAGGUAGUUCAGAAGCAGAAGAACCCGAAUCAGCUGGAUUGCGUGAAAAAAAGCUGAGUAUUCAGCGGAAAGAACACAAAUACCAUCGUUUUGUGGAGGGCAAUUUGAUUGUUAAAAGUGGUUUACUGGAUAAAAAGAAGGGAUUGUUCGCAAGAAGAAGGAUGUUUUUGCUGACAGAAGGGCCACAUAUAUUUUAUGUGGAUCCCAUAAGUAUGGAAUUAAAAGGCAAAAUACCGUUCUGCCGGAAGUUGCGAGUUGAAGCGAAGAAUUUUCGAACUUUCUUUGUGCAUACACCAAGCCGUACUUAUUAUUUAUUUGAUCCGGAGCGAAAUGCACUGGAAUGGUGUAAAGCAAUAGAAGCUUUGCGUGAACAGUAUCUGAAUGAAUUACCAGAAGAGCCGGAUUGCUUGGAUAUCAAAAAUACUAAGCGACGACGAUAAUGUUGCUUGUGUAAAGUGCUUCCCGACUACUUUAUACUACUUUUCUGGAAAAAGUAUUUUCAAAGUAGAUGUGGUUCGGAAUGAAUGGUUGACAAUACGUGAAAUCCAGGUAUAUGCAAAGAACUUGCACGAUUACCAGUUGUAAGGGACUAGCAUAUAUGUAUUCACGUAAUGUAGAUUUGAAUGAUCAAGUUACAGACUUUGCAGUUACACAUAGAAGAACGGCGAAAGAGACGUUCUGUAUCGAAUUGUGAUAAGUGUUCUUUACGUGUAUACUUCCAGUCUUCUUUACUAUUCUAUUAUCCAAUUGCCUGUAGAAUAUAACCGGAGAUUUUUGUUUUUGCAUCCCUUUUGUUCUUGUCUUUCAACAAAUACUUGUUAUUUGUACUAUAAGAUUCUUCUUGAUCUUAUCAGUGCUUCACUGAAGCACUGAUAUUUAUUAAUAUACUGAAUAGGAAGGGCUUGUUCCUGGCAUGUUUGUUUGUUUCGGU